This is a messenger RNA of Chlorella variabilis, 949 nucleotides long. RefSeq lists its product as hypothetical. Gene Ontology annotation, biological process: translation. Gene Ontology annotation, molecular function: structural constituent of ribosome. The record is from RefSeq and is a predicted model, not a curated record. The transcript is spliced from 7 exons. Bases 38 to 781 code for a protein of 247 amino acids. NCBI's taxonomy places the organism in Eukaryota, Viridiplantae, Chlorophyta, Trebouxiophyceae, Chlorellales, Chlorellaceae. Gene Ontology annotation, cellular component: ribosome.
CCUCGCUGCAGCAGUCGCUGGAGCGAAGGGCGGCACCAUGAAGCUCAACAUCGCAUUCCCCAGUACGGGGUGCCAGAAGAAGCUGGAGAUUGAGGACGAUGCCAAGCUGCGUGCCUUCUACGACAAGCGCGUGUCGCAGGAGGUUGAUGGCGAGGCCCUGGGCGAGGAGUUCAAGGGCUACGUCUUCAAGAUCAUGGGCGGCCAGGACAAGCAGGGCUUCCCCAUGAAGCAGGGCGUGCUGACUAACGGCCGCGUGCAGGUGCUGAUGAGCCCCGGCGACCAGUGCUUCCGCGGCUACGGCCGCCGCAACGGCGAGCGCCGCCGCAAGAGCGUGCGCGGCUGCAUCGUGAGCCAGGACCUGUCGGUGCUCAACCUGGUGAUCGUGAAGAAGGGCGAGGCCGAGCUGCCCGGGCUGACGGACGAGGAGAAGCCGCGCCAGCGCGGCCCCAAGCGCGCCUCCAAGAUCCGCAAGAUGUUCAACCUCACCAAGGACGACGACGUGCGCCACUACGUGAAGAUCUACGGCAAGAAGGUGGAGAAGAACGGCAAGACCAGCGUCAAGUGCCCCAAGAUCCAGCGCCUGGUCACUCCCCAGGUGCUGCAGCGCAAGCGCCGGCGGGCGGCGCUGAAGAAGGAGCGCAUCACGCGCAAGAAGGCGGAGGCGUCUGAGUACCACAAGCUGCUGGUGACGCGGCUCAAGGAGCAGCGCGAGCGCCGCUCGGAGUCGCUGGCCAAGAAGCGCGCCAUCCGCAUGGCCUCGGUUGCGUCCAAGGAGGCGUAGAGGAGCGCCCCCGGCGAGGCCCGUGCCGGGCCAGCAGCAGCAGGGGCGCGGCGGCGGCCGCCGGCCCCACACCCACACCCCAGCGCGUCGCCCCGUGCGACGCGCAACCCCCGCAGGCGCCGCGCUGCAUGUCGGACAUGAGCUGCACCGCUUGUAAACUGGAUAGCU